GAACAUUGGUUUUGUUUGCCUCAACGAAUAAUUAUAAUGGAUGCCAGGUACAUACCAAACCCCAGAUCACAGACACUUCUCAAAGUGUCAAUUGUGUGCCACUUUAGAACAGUCCGCCCUACAGCUACUUAGUGCUUCGUGCAUCUUCGUUACACAUCGUGAGCUCGCACCAUCUGCGUGAGAGCCAGGUUACACACAUCCUGACGCAGCCUACAAGUCUGCCAUCGCAACCAAACCAACGACCAGAAGCUAGCAAGUUGUCCUGACCUGAACUGAACUGUGCUCCAAGUUCAGGAUGAUUGGGGCAGAGAGAUGUCAGAUCAUAGUUGGGCUGGUCCCCUUGCUCCUCCUAACACUGGGGGCGCUGCACCUGCACGACUGUCCCAAGGAACCCAUGGUCCCCAAAUAUAUCAUCGUGGGGUCAUCCUUCUUCCUGGCCUUGCAGCUCCUGGCUCUCCUUGGCUGCGCUCAAGCCUGUAUUUACCUAGUACUGCUCAUCCUCCUCUUCCUCUUCAUCUGGCUAAUUACAGGUAGCGUUUAUGUCUAUGGAGCCUUCAAACCGGACUUUGAGUCGCGGCGCUCGCCGGACUACUGCGAGAAGAUCCUGUACGAGGCUGCUUUCUGGUGCACCAACCUGGCAUGGGUCACCAUCGCCGUGUUUGGGACUAUGGCAUGUUGCCGUCAAAUAUGCUUGUACUGUUUGAGAGACAAGGAAGAAGACACUGAGGCAGGAACCCCUGAUCCAGAGGAGAAGGAGGAAACGGAGGAGAAGGAGGAGAAGGAGAAUCUCGUAACGCCUGGUGGUGUGGACGAAGAGGCUGGAGGAGUUUCCCCUAAGGAGCAGGAGAAGGAGAACCUGGCAUCACCUGGUGUAGAGGCAGAGACUGGAACAGCUUCUCCUAAGGAGGAGAAGGAGAAGGAGAAGGCAACGCCUAAUGGUGUGGACAACGAGAACAAGGCAAAUUCAGCUCCUCCAGACGAGGUCACAAAGUUGCCUCAGACCCCUCCCCAGGACACCCCAGCGGAAACACCCAAGCUAUAUCCAGAUGUGGCCACCGUGGAGUCGGAAACUAAAGAUUAGUGUCGCCUAUUUCAUCUUAUGCAGUUCUACCUCUGCACCAAUAACCCUAUUCUCCAGCUUGCUUAAGAUCAGUUGAACCGGUGAAAAUUUCGAAAUAAUGUGUAGUGCCAACAGCAUAGAUUCAGAAGAAAAAUUGACCAUUAUAGUACAGUCGACGGGAGAAAAAAUUGCUAAAUUGUGCACCUUUAGUGAAAGCAAGAGACUUUGCACAGUGAUUCCUCAGAAAAUAUGAGUGACAUUUAGAAAUGGAGACAUUUAUAAAAUGGCAGCCAAAUCAAGACGCCCAUUUUGCGAUAUGCUAUCAUUUUCUUUAAAAUAGAAAAGUUGACACUUUCAUUUAUAUGUAUAAAGCUUUAGUAUUAAUAUUAGCAAUUGAUACAGAAUGUACAUGUAGGCUACUGAUAUGUCACAGCCAAGUAUGGUGCCUACUAAAGUGGCUAGUGAGACUGGAAUUACCACUAGCCGCAGCCAAGUUUUACCAGCAUUUGUCCGGUGGGCAGGUGCUAAUGUCAAGCCCUGGGUCCUGCUGACAACACUGUGUACAUCUGCAUAGCCAAGACACGGCAGAUCCUGUGGACUCAAGAUGGCGCUGUAAAUGGCAGCCUCUGUGAGCCACUGUCUUAUGUUUCAUUUGUAGAGAGCUCAAAUCUGGCGCCUCCACAGAUUUUUUUAAUUUGUAGCGGAAGAGCCCAACACAGAUUCUUGACGGUGUCACCACUGUAUAUUUGGCUUGCUGACUUUUUGGCACUGAGCUCUUCCUCUACUGAAAUAUGAUACAUUUGGCUCUACACAUAUUACCUGCCUAUAAUUUCUAUUUCUAGUAGUCCAGUAUUAUGAAAUAAUCAAUUCACAAAGGAAAGAUAAUCGUUCUUUGUGCUUUGUGUUAUGUUUAUCAGUGAAUGAGUUGUGUUUGCCUCAAAUGGCUAUCACAACUGAAUUUAGUCUGGCCUACUCACUUUGUCAACCAAAGGGUGUGUCUAGCUUAUGUUCAUGAAAUACCUCCGUACCCUACUGGUUGAAGUUACAAUCGAUCAGAUCACCCAUGCCUUCACUCACCCUCUAACAGAUCUGGCGAGUCAUUGCCUUAAACAAGCCCGGUUGGUUGUCUUAGAUAGUGUGACUACCUUGAGAAGCGAAACUUUGUGCGGGCCCAGGCUGUCAGUAUGGACGGGCCCAGGCUAUCAGAUCAUGGCCUAAUGAUGCACACCAUUCCACAGGGAGGAACGCUUUACUGUUGGUUGAAAACACGUCACUACCAUAGGACUAAACCACUAUGCCACUACACAGAGCCUCUUCAGUCAUGCAUUACGGCGUGGUGAUUGGCAUUCUGGUAGCAACAAACUUUAAGUAUUUCUACACAUGGCUCAUGGAAGAUGAAUGUUUUAGUUACAGUUAGGAAGGACAGUACCAUGCACUAAAACAGGACUGUGUUGUAAAAAUUAACCAGAAGUACAGUAUUAGCAGAAUGUACAUAGAAAGUAAGUGGUCAUAAUGUUGUUUAAGUAUAUGCAUGUGCUUUUGGAAAUAGUUAGACGAUUGUAAUGAAUGCCAGCUAUCCUGACUUUAAGUCAGAAUACUAGUGAAACUAGUGGAUAUACCCUAUGCUACAGAUUGAAUUAGCAGCCCAGAUUUUAGUUCACUUUCUGCCUUCUUCCCAACCCAGAGGUGGAAUGGGAAGGAAAGGUAACAGAUCAAGGGGUGGGCCACUCGUUUGGAUAGCAGCAUGGGUCCACUUUCCUGCACCGUCCCACAAAUCUACCCAUGCACCAGGUUCACAAAACUCGAAAAUGUGCACAAAGGAAUUUGUGGGCUUUAUCAACAAUCGUUAUAAUAAUCGUUAUCGACAAACGUUUUGGAACCUCGGAUUAAGGCUCCAACAUGAGCAAUCAGAGACGUUAACCUGGCCCACUAGCCAACGCUAGAUGCAUGUGAUGUUGUGUGUUUGGUGCCCCCUAUAGACGACCAUAGAUGGACAAACACACACAAACAGACAGUCAUUGCAAUACCAAAUACAAACCCCCUCUGGGGUGCCAGGUAAAAACAUGUGCAUAUGCUACAGCCUUUGCACUUUUUUUUACUACCGUUACCUGUUGAAUGAGAAUCUUAAGAUAAAACUUGAAAAUGCUCUUCUUGAUUCUACUCUACAGUAUAAAAUUGCUAGGAAACCCCAGUGUUUAUUCAAUUUGUUGUAGAUAAUGUUUUCAGACUCAGCAUUUCUUUGCCUACCCACAAAAAUGUUCAAACUGUCAAGAGGCAAAUAAUAGAACCCUACUUCGUAUAAUGGUCUCUCAGUCAUGAUUUUCAGACACAGAAGAUCUCCAAUGAAGAUGAAAGGUGUUUUAGGACAAAUAAUUCAAGUAAAGAAACAACAUUUCGGUCAUUCAGAUGACCGAAACGUAGCCUAUUAAAGUUUGUUGGUGGAAUGGACAGUGUGCGGGAUUUCUUUACACUUGAAUGACAACCCCACUGGGAUAAUGUCCUACACACCUGAUGUACAUCUGAUGUACUGUUUGUAUGAUUAUUUAUCAGCUAAAGAGUUUAAAAUACUCAUGGUUACUACAUAGGGCCUACAUGGCUUUAGGAGAAACAGAUCAGAAAAAAUCAGUAAGAUGAUAUGUAUUUCUGAGGGACAAGAGUAAGACUGUUGAUAAAAUAAAUAUUUCCGUAGUUCAGACUUUGAACUCCUGCCAGUCCACAUUGUAUAGUGGCACUUACCUGUUACCUCCACAUCUCCAAGAUGCCUUUCUCACUUGAUGUCCUUCUGUAUAAUUAGGUUUAGUAAUGAGACAGUGACAUUACAGCAUGUAACUGUAGAAGGGGAGCGCGGUAAUCACUUGCCACUACCUCUAUGUCUAAAGCAGAACAAUGGGAACUUCACACCUAUCAGAUGUUGAAGAAAAAAAAAACGCAUCACAGCCAUUUUUGCUGUGUCUUUUUAGCACUCAAAUUAGAGCAGGACGAAGAUGACAUGAAACUGUUAAAAGAAAUUGUGUACUUUUAAAUGCAAUUGGCUAGCUGAGGAUAGAUCAUCCUCAUGAAACACGCAAACUAGACCUGACCUUUUGACGUGCCAAUUUUCUGUUUGCACCUACAUUUGCCUUAAAUAUUUAAAUGCUGCUUAUUUGGUGUAUGGUUUUGAACAAAAUUUGCAGAUUCAAUAUUCUUGUGGAGACUUCAUUCUGUUAUGUGUGGAUAUGAAAUAUUAUUAAAAGCUGUUAAAAAAACAUUUAAUUGUUGGAAUUUACUUAUUUUACGUGACCAACCUAAUUAUAGAGUACUCUGAAUAGCUCUCAUAUUGUGUUC
Messenger RNA from Engraulis encrasicolus (European anchovy), 4384 nucleotides. Its product is annotated as neurofilament heavy polypeptide-like. The transcript is spliced from 5 exons. The record is from RefSeq and is a predicted model, not a curated record. NCBI's taxonomy places the organism in Eukaryota, Metazoa, Chordata, Actinopteri, Clupeiformes, Engraulidae. The coding region runs from base 296 to 1081 and encodes 261 amino acids.